Durusdinium trenchii is the source of this 378-nucleotide messenger RNA. Lineage: Eukaryota; Dinophyceae; Suessiales; Symbiodiniaceae. The record is from the annotation of a GenBank genome assembly.
AUGCUGAGAAGGUGGCAUCGGGUGUUGCUUGCUUUGUCCGCCUUGUGGUGCAUUGUCAGGCCGCGGGAGACAUUUCUGCGGCCACCCAGCCAGGUGCCACGAGGUUUUCGCUCCGUGGCUGUUGUUCCAAGUGAAGGUCUUGCCUCCCUUCAAGCAAAGCCUUCAGACCUGCGGAAAAGAGCUUUGCAAAACUGGGCCAGAUGUACGCUGGAUCAGCUCCACGGGUUUGCCUUGCACCUGGGCUUGUUUUGUGUGACUGAAGAAUAUGUCCGACUAGGGUAUCUUGGUGGUCAGCCUGCAAGUGCGGGACAGCCAGUGAACAUUCUGGAGCAACUCCCUCUUCAAGGCCUUGGAGGUGAAUCUUUGUCGUUGAUGUGA